AUUUCAUCCUCUGACGUGCUCAGACUAAAGAAAUACUGAGAGUCUUCUGAAGGUUAUCACAUAUACCACUUAAAAUGGAAUUCUUCUUUGGAUUACUUCAAACUUGCAGUUCUAAGACCUCAUGGAUCAACCUUACCUUUCUUUGUUCAAUGCUGUGCAUGUGGACAAGUGUCGAGUGCUGGUCCUACGUCUACUCCGACGACACAAUGUCUUGGUCAGCUGCUCGAACCUGGUGCAAGGUCAAUUACACGGACAUGGUGGCCAUCCAGAACCAGGAGGAGAUCACCCAUCUCAACAGCUGGCUGCCCCGGAAAAAAAAAUAUUACUGGAUCGGGAUCCGCAAGGUCAACGAUGUCUGGACCUGGGUCGGAACCAACAAGACUCUGACAGAAGAGGCAACCAACUGGGCAAAGGGAGAACCAAACAAUGGAAAGCGUUUGGGGUCGAAUGAAGACUGUGUGGAGAUGUACGUUAAGAGGGAGCAACAGGCGGGCAAAUGGAACGAUGAGAGGUGUGCCAAGCCUAAGACCGCUCUGUGCUACACAGCUGCCUGUAAGAACGACUUGUGCCAGCAUGGAGAGUGUGUAGAAACCAUCAACAGCCAUAGGUGUGCUUGCUUUGAAGGCUUUUACGGAGACCAGUGUGAGCAUGUUGUCGAGUGUAAGGAAGAGGAGGUGACCGUUCCAGAUAAAGGAAAUGUACAUUGCACUCACACAAAUGGAAACUUCUCCUACGACUCCUCGUGCCAGUAUUCCUGUGAGGAAGGAUACCAGUUGAGUCUGUCCAGACCCCUGAGGUGCACUGCGUCCAAACAGUGGUCGGAGCAGCCUCCUACAUGUGAACUGGUUCAAUGUCAGCCGAUGUCGACUCCAGAAAGGGGAUCCAUGACGUGCUCCAAUCCCCUCGGCUCCUCCAGCUUCAGCUCCACAUGUGUGUUUGCCUGUGAUGAAGGCUAUGAACUCGCUGGUACACCUCAAAACACUCUGCAAUGUGAAGCAUCAGGAAUAUGGAAUGCCUCACAGCCAUUUUGUGUUGCUGUCCAGUGCCCUGAUCUCCAGGAGCAAGAUAACGGCCUUCUGAACUGUGGAGACGAUGCAGAUGUGAGGUUCAGCUUCGGAAACACCUGCAGCUUCAGCUGUGCUCCGGGCUACCAGCUGGUGGGAGCUAGCAGGGUGACGUGCACGUCUGCAGCUGAGUGGAGUGAGAGGAUGCCUCAAUGUGAAGCCAUCACUUGCCAGAAUCCAGAGGGAGCUCACAUCAUCACACAGUGCAGUCCACCUGUGAAUGACCUGCGACCAGCCUCCACCUGCAGCUUCACCUGUGCAGCAGGCUUUGAGCUGCAGGGAGCACACAGCACUCAGUGUUCUGAGGACGGACAGUGGAGUAAUGCCAUACCUACCUGCAAAGCUAUUGGAUGUCCUGCCCCUGAGAUCCCAUCAAGUGCCCAGAUCAGCUGCAGCCCUUCUCUGUCGUCACCUGUUUCUGCCGGGACCCCCCAUCCACUUGGUAUGGUCUGCAUGUUCAGCUGUGAUGAAGGCCAUGAGCUGACAGGUGCACUCAGCAUGGAGUGUGCAAAUCCAGGCCAGUGGACCUCCACACCUCCAAAUUGCACAGCAGUGAGAUGCCCUCAGCUCGAGGCUCCUGAAAACGGCCAUGUCAACUGCUCCAACAGUGAUCCAGUAUUCAACUCACAGUGCUCCUUCACCUGCAAUCAAGAUUUCUCUUUAGACGGACAUGACCUGCUGACCUGUGACCGUAAUGGCAAUUGGACUGGAGAAACACCCACCUGCAAAGCUCCCAAGUCUCAGUUGGCUGCCAUUACCGGUGUUGCAGCAGCAGGGGGCGCUCUGUCAUUAACUGGUCUGUCUUUGGCGCUGUGGAUCCUGAAGCGACUGAGGCAAAACGCCAACAAGUUUGAGCUGAGUAGCAACUCGGACAUAGAGACUCCUCCACAAACCUACAGAAACAGCAUCGACAGAAGCUCAUUGGCUCUCUCUACCUCUGGCUGGACGUAUCAUCCCUACAAUAAGCGCAUGAACUGGACCCAGGCCCGGCAGUGGUGCCAGAGCACCUACACUGACAUGGUGGUGCUCCAGAACCAGAGAGAGAACGACUAUCUAGUGUCCACGCUGCCAAACAGAACCAGCAGUCCAUAUUAUUGGAUUGGAGUCACCAAAAAACACAUGAAUGAACCCUGGACGUGGAUUGGGAAUAACAGCACGUGGGUUGGUAAUAAUUCAUGGGCAGCAAACGAGCCGAACAACAACCACAUCACCGAGUUCUGCGUGGAGAUCUACGUGAACACAGGACCGAACCGAGGGAAGUGGAAUGAUGAGAAAUGCAGCUCUCCGAAAUACCCUGUUUGUUAUGAAGCUCAGUGUAAUGAAACUUCAUGUGAAAGAGGAAGAUGCCACGAGACCAUAAACAACAUGACCUGCCUGUGUGAGCCCGGCUUUGAGGGAGACAGGUGCCAGACAGCUGUCCAAUGCCCCCCUCUGCCUCGGCCUGAUAACGGAUACCUCAGUUGCUUUGGAGGAAACCUCACAUUCAACUCAACGUGCCGAUAUGGAUGCAACCUAGGCUUCCUGAUUUUAGGAUCGCCAGAAGUGACUUGUGAGGUCACCGGGGUGUGGAGCGGCCCAAGACCUACUUGUGCAUACUACAAGCAGGCCCUCCUGGCUGUAGCUGGGAGCGCGGCGCUGUCAGUCCUCUGCUGCCUCUGCUUCUGCUGGAUGAAACGCAGAAAAAGAAAGAAACUUGCCCAACUAAGGCAGCGUGAGGAAAUGUUUCAACAAUCAGUUGAUACCAGACAAGGCCUGCAUCACAUUCUGCUGAUAGCUGCACUCAUUGGAUUUGUCCAAGACCUGAGCAGCGGAGGAGGAGCGCAUGCAUGGAGCUACGACUUCAACAUCAUUCCAAACCGCAGAUGGCUGGAGGCCCGUGAGUGGUGCCAGAAUCACUUCACAGACAUGGUGCCCAUCAGGAACCAGGAGGAGAGUGACUUCCUCAACAAUUUGCUACCUUUUAACGCAAAAUAUUACUGGAUAGGCAUAAGCAAAAGGGAGGGAGAGUGGGUCUGGAAAGAAACCGAUGAGAAGGUGCCAGAAGAUGCUCAGAAAUGGGCGCUAGAGGAGCCAGAUAACAUCGCCGCUCAGGACUGUGUGGAGAUUUACAUCAAGAGGGAUAAAGACACAGCCAAGUGGAACAAUGAGAACUGUCGCAAGAGGAAGGGAACCGUCUGCUAUACAGCCUCUUGUAAACCAGAGUCCUGCAGUGCCCAUGCAGACUGUGUGGAGACGGUGGGUAACUACACCUGCCAGUGCCAUCCUGGUUUCCUGGGGUCACGCUGUGAAGAGGCAAUCGCGUGCAAACGCCUGCUGGACCCAGAACAAGCUUCCAGCAACUGUUCCCGUCCCUAUGGGUCAAAUCGUUUCAACUCUUCCUGCCGUUUCCUCUGUGAUCUCGGCUUUCGCAUGGUGGGCGAGUCCCCUCUGCUGUGCCAGGCCAGCGGACUGUGGACCCACCCCGUUCCUCUGUGUCAAGUUGAACAGUGUUCAGUCCUGAACCACAGCAGCAUCAAGAACUGCAGCCACCCGAUCGCCUCGUACAGCUUCAAGUCCAUCUGCGAGGUUCGCUGUGAUGAAGGCUAUGAGCACCAUGGACCGGACCAGAUACGCUGCCACUACAACGGCCAGUGGACAUCCAUAGUCCAAGAUUGUACAGUAAAAAGGUGCUCCCCCGCUUUCUUUCCUGUCUCGGGCAAUGUGACCUGUGUGGACGCUGUGGAGCCUUUCUCUUUUGGUUCACGAUGCAACUUCACCUGCCAGGAAGGCUACUACCUGACCAGAGACGACGCAUACACCUGUCUGGCCUCGGGACAAUGGAGCAACCCUACACCUACAUGCAAAGUGGUGCAGUGCAACAGUUUAAAGGCUCCACCUCACGCCUCCAUGCAAUGCCAGGACCCAGGAGUGAACAGCUAUGGCUCAAUAUGCUCCGUGCUAUGUGAAGAAGGAUUUGAUCUGAUUGGUGGAAACGUGACGAAAUGUUCUGCCCAGGGAAACUGGAGUCAUGCACUUCCUGUUUGCCAGGCUAAGAGGUGUAACCCAAUAAAUCCUCCUCAUGGCUCCCUAUCCUGUUCUGACCCAAACGGACUGUUCAGUUUUGGGUCUCUGUGCAAGACAACCUGCGACGAGGGCUUUCUUCUAAAUGGGACCAACAGCACUGAGUGCACCUCCCAGGGUGUUUGGAGUGCAGACAUCCCACAAUGCUUGGCUAAAAGAUGUCCCACCCUGAGCUCUCCCUCUCAUGGCUUCAUAGUGUGCUCUGUUCCUCAUGAGGUGUUCAGUUUCGGUUCUCAGUGUGUAUCGACAUGUGAGGAGGGUUUUCUCCGGAAUGGGACGGCUGUCAAUGAGUGCACCUCUCUGGGAACAUGGAGCACAGAAAUCCCAUAUUGCUUAGCUAAAAGAUGUCCCACCCUGAGCUCUCCCUCUCAUGGCUCCUUAGUCUGCUCUGAUCCUCAUGAGAAGUUCGGUUUCACUUCUCGGUGCACGUCAACCUGUGAGGAGGGUUUUCUCCUGAAUGGGACGGCUGACAAUGAGUGCACCUCUCUGGGCACGUGGAGCACAGAAUUACCCCACUGCCUGGCACGGCCAUGCCCCCUACUGGACAAGGCCCCACAUCACGGGAGGAUGAACUGCAGCCACCCGUACUCCUCUUUCAGCUAUGACUCCAGCUGUGACUUUGAAUGUAAUGAGGGCUUCUGGCUGAGAGGAACACCAAAUAUGACAUGUAAUACCUCAGGACACUGGAGUCAGGAUCUACCCACCUGCCAGCCGUUACAGUGUGAGGCUAUCCCUGCCUUGUUUGGAUCCCUGUCUAUGAACUGCUCCCAUCCUCUGGGGAACUUCAGCUUUGGCUCUCAGUGUAGUUUUGCCUGUGAAGGGGGAUUCUCCAUGCAUGGCACUGAGCUGUUGUUCUGCUCCUCCUCUGGGAUUUGGAACGACAGCCGGCCAAACUGCACAGAGGAUCUGCCAGUGUGGGCUGCCUUGCUGCUGUCUUCAGGUUUUGGAGUAGCCUACGUGGUCGUGCUGCUGGUCCUGAUUGGACUGGUUGUGUUGAUCAUAAUGAGAUUUAGAAAAAAAAGAGGAGAUAACAUGAUGUCUGAAGCACCAGCAUGGGGAGACCGAGAGAACCCAGCAUUUGAUUUUGACUCCUAAUUUUUCUAAUCAUUUCAAUUUCUUUAGCUUAAUGCUCUCAAUCAAUAUAUCAAGCUUGUUUACUAUACAACACUGGAACCAAGAAAUUGCACGUAGUAGGAAUCGAGCUUUGCAUUGAUGGGUUAUUAAAAUGUCCACUCAAUAAAAAUGUAGAUCAUUUAAGAUUCAAAGACUUCAUUUGCAAAAGUGCAAUAUAGUGGAGUUGUUGUUAAUGAAAGUCUUAAAUCCUAAGCUAAUAAUUCACACCUUCACAUGUUCUUAACGGCACAAAGUACAGUCAAUGUGCAUCUUUUGCUCUCUGUCUCACUUUGUAUAUUGCUUGAUUGACAAUAAACUAUUUUGAAUUGUCUCCUU
Molecule: messenger RNA, 5573 nt
Organism: Trematomus bernacchii (emerald rockcod)
Lineage: Eukaryota; Metazoa; Chordata; Actinopteri; Perciformes; Nototheniidae
Exons: 32
Coding region: 75-5219 (1714 amino acids)
Biological process (GO): cell adhesion
Cellular component (GO): membrane
Molecular function (GO): calcium ion binding
Source: RefSeq, a predicted model, not a curated record